CACCCGUGCUUCUUUCCUCAACUGUCCGUGUGAUCGCCUUUCUUUUCUUUUUCGUGUCUCGGUUCGAUCUGGUGCUGAAUUUCUUUGUGGACUUUACGCUAGAAAAGAGAAGUAAGCUUGGACAGCUCCUAGAAUCAUUUUUUUAUUUUCUACUGAUUUUAUAGCUGUAGAUUCUUAAAGUCUGAGGAGAAUGUAAAAUGUUUGAGGAACUUGGAGACUUUAAAGGCUGUACCAAACAUGCUAUAGUAUUUGUGAAAGAAAAACGUCACUAAUUAUCUCCAUUUUAAAAGCUCCUCAAACAGUCACUCAUCUUAUUUACCGACAGCAAAGUGGUAAUGGUACUGGUAUCCUCGAGGCCUUGUAUAUUGCUUUUGCAUUAAAGGAUCCUCUCAAUCUAAAUACAGUCUUUUUUUUUCUGAAAUUUACUACGUCAUCCAACAAGAAAAGUAAAGAAAAAACACAUUACAUGUAAAUUGGAGCAUACUGUAUUGUUUUUCAUAGGAAAGGGCUAGAAAGAUGGAUGAAUUUGGUAAACUUUCAGUGAAAAACUAAGCUCUCUAUCUUUCUAAUUUAAAGUUGUGGUAGAAUAUCUAUCUUUGUAAUUUAAAGUUGUGGUAGAAAGGUACUAGGAUGGAGGAACUAGCGGCUGAAUGUAUGUUCUGGAAGCGAAAGGAAGGGGAGAGAUUUUGAGUAGCUCAAAAAUAUGGAGUAUUUUCUUCACCUUCUUCCCCACGCGGAAGCGGAAGCUGAAGCGCACACAAUUACAAUUACAGGGCGACUACUCUCUCCUCUCUGCUCCCUGCUCCCUGCUCCCUGCUCUCUCUAGAGAGAGAAUAGAGAGAGAGAGAGAAGCCAUCAGCCAUGGCGUGCUGCUUCGCCUGCCUGGGCGCUGGCGGCGGGAAGAUGAAGAAGAAGAAGAAGUCGCCGCCUCAGAUCCCACCGGCCUCAGGUGAAAGAGAUAACCCACCAAACCUGGCCUCAUCGACAGUGAUGAAGCAGGAUCAGGAUUCGUUUCAAUUAGCUGCUAACGAGGACAUCCUUGUGAGCAAUGGAUCAUCCGAGAACCGCCGCAUUGCAGCUCGGACCUUCACCUUUAGGGAGCUCGCUGCGGCCACAAGCAACUUCAGGGUCGAUUGCCUGCUCGGUGAGGGCGGUUUUGGAAGAGUGUACAAAGGCUAUUUGGAGACUGUCGACCAGGUUGUCGCAAUAAAGCAGCUCGAUCGCAACGGACUGCAAGGCAACAGGGAGUUUCUUGUUGAAGUUCUUAUGCUCAGCAUGCUGCACCACCCAAAUCUUGUUAACCUUAUUGGAUAUUGUGCCGAUGGUGAUCAGAGGCUUUUAGUUUAUGAGUAUAUGCCAUUAGGUUCUUUGGAAGACCAUCUUCACGAUCCUCCACCAGGCAAGUCACGGCUUGAUUGGAAUACAAGGAUGAAGAUAGCUGCUGGUGCAGCGAAGGGUUUGGAAUAUUUGCAUGACAAAGCCAAUCCUCCAGUCAUAUACCGAGAUUUGAAGUGUUCAAAUAUCUUGCUUGGGGAGGGAUAUCACCCAAAAUUGUCUGACUUUGGAUUGGCAAAGCUCGGCCCAAUUGGCGAUAAAUCCCAUGUUUCCACUAGAGUGAUGGGUACAUAUGGAUACUGUGCUCCUGAGUAUGCUAUGACUGGCCAGCUGACUCUCAAGUCAGAUGUUUAUAGUUUUGGUGUUGUUCUGUUGGAGAUCAUUACAGGACGAAGAGCUAUCGACAACACCCGAGCAGCAGGGGAGCAAAAUCUUGUUGCAUGGGCCCGGCCCUUGUUCAAGGACAGGAGGAAGUUCCCCCAGAUGGCAGAUCCAGCGCUUCAUGGUCAGUAUCCAUCGAGAGGAUUGUACCAGGCCUUGGCUGUUGCUGCGAUGUGUGUCCAAGAGCAACCGACCAUGAGACCCCUGAUCGGGGAUGUUGUUACAGCUCUCGCUUACCUUGCCUCCCAGACUUAUGAUCCAGAGGCACAUGGCGUCCAUCACACGUCACGUUUGAUGUCUCCCGGCACACAAGGUGUAUGAGGGAUGCAGACUUAGGCUGAGGAGGUGCUGUAGAACAGAAAGCAGGAAUUAAGGCUUCAGAAAGCCUAGAAUAUUUUUUGCUAGAUAUGGUACCUGAGGAGAUGUUGCUGACAGUCCAUGGAGAUGACCAGCCCAGAGAUUUUGUUCAUAGCAAGAGAAAGAGAAUCAUAGAGAGAAAUGAGAUGGUUCCUGGUUUCUGCAACAUGGAAUGGUGAUAGAUUGAUUUGUUUUCUCAUGAUAGGGAUGGCUGCUGUUGUUGUACAUGUGAAUUUCUUUCUCGAGUCUGUAUUUACAUCAGUGUAGGAGUAGCCUGUAGCGUAGUACAUUUGGGUUCAAGGAAUUUUUGUCAUCUCUUUGUUCCCUGUGGGUGUGAGUUUCGGUUGCGUGCUGGAGGGUUGUCAGCUGCAGUUUCAGUUGCCUGGUGAUGUUAUUGCGUAUGCCUCAGACAGUAUGCCAUCACUUACUAUUGAUGCGGUUUCUUAU
Molecule: messenger RNA, 2520 nt
Organism: Oryza sativa Japonica Group (Japanese rice)
Lineage: Eukaryota; Viridiplantae; Streptophyta; Magnoliopsida; Poales; Poaceae
Source: RefSeq, a predicted model, not a curated record